GGCUAUAAAUUCCAGGUUGGUCUAUUAGAGCUGCACAGUGUUACCUAUGCUACACACCCACCCCACAGGAGGCGUACACUACACACUCGACGGGGUCAAGAAACCAUUUAAACCAUUUCCUCAUCGAAGCGAGUGCGCGUCCACGGUAAGCGCAGGUCCAGUGGUAACGACAUCGGCAAGACGGACGCAACGCGGGCUUCAUGACGGCUUUAACGCAGCGAUAAACCGCGCUCGUCCCCGCCAGGUGUGGAUCUAAUGCUAAAGUCAUAAUGAGCAUUAUAUUUUAGCCAAAAGCUUGCCUUUGAACAUCUGUAGAGAGAAGACAGAGCAGGAGAAAGAGCACAAUGGCUGUCUUCAAGCUGGACAAUGUUGAAGACCUUUAUGAGAUUGGAGUUGUUUUGGGAAGUGGUCACUUCGGGCAGGUGCGUGAGGUUCGGGAUCGAGCCACUGAUGUUUUGUGGGCAGGUAAAUUCCUGAAGCUGAAGCGAGGUGCAGGAAGCAGGCUGGGACUGGAGAGGAAGAGCGUGGAGAAGGAGGUGGAGAUCCUUCAGAGCCUUCAACAUCAAAACAUCAUGGGUCUUAAAGAUGUUUUUGAGAGCAAGGCAGAGGUGGUCCUCAUCAUUGAGCUCAUAAAGGGUGGCGAACUCUUCGAUUUCAUCGCAGAGAAGGAAAACCUCACUGAGACAGAAGCCAUUGAGUUCAUGAAACAGAUUCUGGAAGGUGUCAAGUACAUGCAUCAAAAAAACAUCGCCCACUUUGACCUGAAGCCUGAGAACAUCAUGUUGUUGGACAAACACGCCACCAACCCGGACAUCAAAAUUAUUGAUUUCGGCAUGGCCCAACGAUUUAUUCAAGGGGAAGAAUACAGAAGUUUAGGUGGAACCCCACAGUACAUUGCCCCUGAGAUCAUCAACUAUGAGCCUCUCGGGACAGCAGCAGAUAUGUGGAGCAUGGGUGUCAUUACAUACAUUCUUUUGAGUGGUCUGUCCCCGUUCCAAGGCGAGACGGAUGAAGAAACCCUGAAGAACAUUGUGGCGAUGAAUUAUGAGUUUGAGCCGCACUAAUUCAGCCAAACCAGCAACAUGGCCAAAGAUUUCAUCCAGAAACUGCUAGUUAAAGAUCAGACUGAAAGAAUGACAGCAGAUGAAUGCCUAAUUCACCCCUGGAUUAAGCCUCUGAACAGAACUCAAAUUGCCAAGAGGAACCGUUCCUCCAUCAACAUGAAGAACUUUAGGAAGUUUAAUGCAAAGAGGAAAUGGAGGAUGUCAUUUAACAUGGUUUCAGCCUGUAAUCGGUUUACUCGACUGCAGUUACGUUGCAAGGACCGUUGUACAGGACAACAAGAACUGUUUACAGAGUCUAGUGAUGUCACAGAGACAACAGUGAUAUUUCAGGACAGCGAUAGCACUGAUAUCUGUCAGAGAGACUGUGAGAGCGACCAGGAGGACACCGCGACAAAACCUGCUUCUCUCCUACGGCGACGUCUUAGUAGCAACUCAUAAGGAUCGCCAGCAGAGGGAGACAAAAACCACAAGCGUCUCCCUGUGACGAGAUGACGCCGCUCAUUACAGCUGCAGUACUCUGUACUUCCGGCAGGGGGAGGUCAUGCGCACAUCAUCCGCACUCUUAAGCAACCCUUCCCUCAAGGCCUUGAACCUUGCAUGCGAUUGCCACAACUAGCUUACAUAUCCUGUUACAGUGAAUGACGUCAUUUCAAAGAAGGAUGGGGCCAUGACAUCAUUGUGGUAUUCUCCAUGCUAAUAUGCAAGCAUGUUCAUAGAGUUCUACCUCUGACAGACAUUGUGAUGCUUCUACCUGAAGUGCUACAGACAGGAGGGUCUCUGAAGGAUGUACCUGUGAUGUUCUUCAAAAAGAUUUACUUACCCAGGAUCCAAAUUUGUGUUUUAUUGUUGGUUGGGCGUAGAGGAAACUCUUGGGUUUAUUUUUGGAUUUUUAUGGAAGAAGUUUAAUGUUUAACAAUGGAAAGUAAUGGCACAGAUUUUUAGACACGUUUUAAGCUUACAUCCAGAAAACAAGCACCUAAAAAAUAAAUUGUAAAUAACAGGACCUAACAAGACAAGACCUCUGGGCUGAGUGCCUUAACAUACACAUACUCUCAAAAACAUGAUUUAGACCUAUACAUGUUCUCCGGUACUGAAUCAGACACCACAAAUUACUCACAUUAGUGAUAGACUCACAAGUACAGUACUGCCUCGCAAAUUGUGUUUCGUUUUUUUGUGACAUUUACCCAGUUGCCUUUUUCUGUUUGGCUAAAUUGUAAUAGAAAUAUUGUGAAGGCAAAUGCUCUGUACACAUGCUUAUAACGCUAAUACUGACAGUUGUACUAAGUUAGUAUGAGUGUUGGUGUGCCUGAUCAUCUCUUACUGUUGGUUUUUAAUUUAUGACACUUUACACCAGCUACUGCUAUAUACUGUGUUUUGCAAGAUGUAAAGCAGUUUUGAUUGCUUUAAACACCAGUUUUGAAAACUUAAUGGGGCGGUUUCCCGGACAGGGAUUAGUUUAAACCAGGACUAGCCCUUAGUUAAACUAGGAUAUUUAAGGCAUUUUUAAAAAACAUACUUUACAAAAACAAACAUAAGUGUGCAUCUUGAGACAAAACAAAUGCACUUAUAUAUUUUAAGAUAUGCUAGUGCAAGUUGUUUUCGAUUAAGACACCUCUAACAUUUAAGUUAGUCUAAGACUAGAGUUAAGCCCUGUCCGGGAAACCAAUAACUUAAAAAAAAUAAUCAGCAGAAAUUUUAUGUGAAGAGAGCCGUUUAAAAUGUACUUGAAUGGUGAGUCGCAGUGUUGAGUUUUAUUCAAAUGCUGCUUGAUUUUGACUUCUAGACACUACUUGUUUCCUACAUCAUCAGUGUGUCAAGAAAGUAUAUUAGCUUUAUUGUUGAUAGCGCCAAAAUAUUUGUAUGUACAUUUUAUUCCAGAGUCUACUGGUCUUCCUUGUAGGUCCAUAAUCACUGUUCAUUUGGAGAAGUCUUCCAUUAUAUAGACAUUACAACACAUUGCCCUCUUACACACUUCUAUAGAACCUGUGACAUAUCGCACAAUUGUCUGUCAUCAUAUGAUAUAUAUUUUUAAUACUGUAGUUGAUGUGCAAGAAUGCUACCGUGUGCCCUGUUACGCAUUCUUAUUAUGUAACAGCACAAUGCAUCAAAAGAGAUCAUUGAUUACAAGUACCAUUUUAGUACUUUAUUUAAGCUUGUAAUUGAAUUUCACACAUUCUUUCAUACAAAUUGUUUUUCUGCCAUUUUUGCAGUAUUUGUGUGUUGGUGCAUUCGUGCAUGUUUUAUGACUUAGUGUGUUUUUAUAUAAAUGUAGAACAAAAGUUAUAGUUGUGGAACAAAAUAUCUCAUGUUAAUGUAAGAUGCAGGCAAUUUUUCGUGUACGUUUUUAAAGUCUGUUCAGGUUUGUUUGACACUGUGGCGUAGAUUAAAACCAGCUUGUC
Triplophysa rosa is the source of this 3463-nucleotide messenger RNA. Its product is annotated as death-associated protein kinase 2. Gene Ontology annotation, molecular function: protein serine/threonine kinase activity; ATP binding. The record is from RefSeq and is a predicted model, not a curated record. NCBI's taxonomy places the organism in Eukaryota, Metazoa, Chordata, Actinopteri, Cypriniformes, Nemacheilidae. Gene Ontology annotation, cellular component: cytoplasm; nucleus. The transcript has 13 exons. Gene Ontology annotation, biological process: intracellular signal transduction; protein phosphorylation; positive regulation of apoptotic process.